GCGCCUGCGCAGCGGAGGCCGGAGGAGUCUUACCCUAAUGUAAGAUGGUGGCCCGUCUAGCCGUGGAACCCACCGAAAGCUGAGAGUCUCUCUCUCAGCCCUAAAGGUCGGACUCACUGAAGCAGUCAGGCCCGGUUCUGAAGAGUUUUUUCGCCGACUCUCGUUCAUUGGUCUCUUGUGAAGACUCGGCAACGCGUGGAGUCGGCUAAGAGAAAAGCGAGGCAAGGCAGGCGGGUCUUGAGAGUUUAUUUUAGCUCUCAGUGCUGAAUUACCUUCUCCCUUAAAUUAUUAUAAACUUUUGCUGCUGUCGUAUAAACGUGAAGAUGUCUCGCAGUCCUGAUGCAAAGGAAGACCCUGUGGAAUGCCCUCUUUGCAUGGAGCCCUUGGAAAUAGAUGAUAUUAACUUUUUCCCUUGCACCUGUGGCUACCAGAUAUGCCGAUUUUGUUGGCAUCGAAUUCGCACUGAUGAGAAUGGGCUUUGUCCUGCAUGUAGAAAGCCAUAUCCAGAAGACCCAGCAGUUUACAAACCACUUUCCCAGGAAGAAUUGCAAAGGAUAAAGAAUGAGAAAAAACAGAAACAAAAUGAGAGAAAACAGAAAAUCUCAGAAAAUCGAAAACAUUUGGCUAGUGUACGUGUUGUACAAAAAAACCUUGUGUUUGUUGUAGGUCUGUCACAGCGCCUAGCAGACCCAGAAGUUUUAAAACGACCAGAGUAUUUUGGGAAGUUUGGUAAAAUACAUAAAGUUGUCAUCAAUAAUAGCACAUCCUAUGCAGGCUCACAGGGUCCGAGUGCCAGUGCUUAUGUAACGUAUAUCCGGUCAGAAGAUGCUCUCAGAGCAAUACAGUGUGUCAACAAUGUGGUAGUAGAUGGCAGGACACUAAAGGCAUCUUUAGGUACAACAAAGUACUGCAGUUAUUUCUUAAAGAACAUGCAGUGCCCAAAGCCUGACUGCAUGUAUCUACAUGAAUUGGGAGAUGAGGCAGCCAGCUUCACAAAAGAGGAAAUGCAGGCGGGUAAGCAUCAAGAAUAUGAACAGAAGCUCCUCCAAGAAUUAUAUAAAUUAAAUCCCAAUUUUCUUCAGCUAUCUACGGGUUCAGUUGAUAAGAAUAAGAACAAAGUGACACCAUUACAAAGGUAUGAUACCCCCAUUGACAAACCUUCAGAUUCUCUCAGUAUAGGGAAUGGUGAUAAUUCCCAACAGAUAUCUAACAGUGAUACGCCUUCACCACCACCUGGUUUAUCAAAAUCCAAUCCUGUCAUCCCCAUCAGUUCAUCCAAUCACAGUGCAAGGUCUCCUUUUGAAGGGGCAGUAACAGAGUCACAGUCAUUAUUCUCAGACAAUUUUCGCCACCCCAACCCUAUACCAAGUGGGCUUCCUCCUUUUCCCAGCUCUCCACAGACACCCAGUGAUUGGCCUACAGCUCCAGAACCACAGAGCCUCUUCACAUCAGAAACAAUCCCAGUAUCAUCAUCUACAGACUGGCAAGCAGCAUUCGGCUUUGGUUCUUCUAAACAACCAGAGGAUGACUUGGGGUUUGAUCCCUUUGAUGUCACUCGAAAAGCCUUAGCAGACCUGAUUGAGAAGGAACUAUCCGUCCAAGAUCAACCUUCCCUUUCUCCCACAUCUCUUCAGAACUCCUCCUCACACACUACAACCGCCAAAGGUCCAGGCUCUGGAUUCCUGCAUUCUGCUGCACCUACAAAUGCCAACUCUCUUAAUAGUACCUUUUCAGUCUUGCCACAGAGGUUCCCUCAAUUUCAGCAGCACCGAGCAGUUUAUAAUUCGUUCGGUUUUCCAGGCCAGGCAGCCCGCUAUCCUUGGAUGGCCUUUCCACGCAAUAGCAUCAUGCACUUGAACCACACAGCAAACCCCACCUCAAAUAGUAAUUUCUUGGACUUGAAUCUCCCGACACAGCACAACACAGGUCUGGGAGGGAUCCCCAUAGCAGGGGAAGAAGAGGUGAAGGUUUCGACCAUGCCACUGUCAGCCUCUUCCCAUUCAUUACAACAAGGACAGCAGCCUACAAGUCUCCACACUACUGUGGCCUGACACCAGAACUGAGAGGAAAGGAGAGGAUUAGACUCGGGGUGCUUGCAUGGGCAACUGGAUUUUUGCAUGGUUCCUUUCUGACUUUGCAUUUAAUGUAUACACCCAAAAGAGCCAAUAUAAACGUUCCUCAUGCCGACAACUAGCGUGGACCUCGUAGUUGCUAAAGUAUUUCUUCAUUAGGCCUUUAACAUAAUUUAUUAGCAUAAUAAUUUUGCCAUUGUUUCUCAUGAGUGAUACUAUUUUUAACUCUUACAAAUAAACUUAGAGUACUAAUUAAGAUCCCAGAGGAGAUUAGCUAGAUCUGUUCUUAUUUUAACUCUAUUAUUGGAAAUAUACAAAAGUAAUGGCAGUUCUUUGUUUUUUCGGUUUGUAAAAAAAUGGUAAUAUUUUAACCUACUCCUGACAUUUUUGAAACAUUAAGAUAAUGUCUAUUGCAUUCUUUGAAUUCUUGAAAAGAAAGAAUACAUAUAAAACAAAACUGGUGGUGUCAUUGAAUGCUCAGAAAGAUGUUGUCAGCUGUUGUUUUUAGUUGCCUAGAUUGAUAUCCUAUAUUAUGCAUUACAUGUGUACAAACUGUUUUGUCCUUUCUCAUUUGCACAUUUGCACUUUUCUUUUUGAAUGGUUGUUAAUUAUACAUAGAUGGUUAAAAGGUAAUAUUAUGGCUAAAUGCAAUAUCAUCUGAUUUCUAAUGCACUGCCUAGUAUACCAGGAAAUGCCUCAAAAACAGAAUUUCAACUUGUAGUUGAGUUAUUAGAAACUUGAACAUGGGGUAAAUAAACAUCGUAUGUAUGUAGUAGCCAUAGUAGUGUAACAUUUUUAUUGAACAAACAGUAGCUCAGUAGGAUCUAUUUGGAAAUUUCAUUGUUAAAUAAUUGACACGUGAUAAAAGUAACCGGCGAGAAUAAGACUUACAGUAGAAGAAGGAAGCUGGGUGUCCUGUAAGAUGAGACCAUAUAGGUUGUAAUAGAUAGCCUUAGAUGAUCGGAGACCAGUGAGUCAGGUACUUCAUAAGGCAGAACGUAAAGUGAUGCUUUGAUAAUGGAAAACUUCUUGAAAUAGUUUUAGAAUGAUAAUAAAAAAUAAACUGAACUUAGUUCUGAGCAAUGGACAAAAUCUGAUUUAAAAAAAAAUUACCAUAAUUUGCCAAAAAGCAUUUGGGGAGAAGGAGAAAGCCAGACUUUUUGAGAUUUAAAAAAAAGUUUAAAAAGUAUGCCUUAAUUUGUUUAAAAAAAAAGAAAAAUGAACCAUGAAAAGCGUACUGUGAAUACCAAAAAGAAAUCUUAAUAAUACUACUAAUAAAACAUCUUAUUUGAAGAUGAUACUAAUGUUAUAUAUCAUUGGCAUUUUGGGGUUGUUUUUUAACAUAAAAUAUGGGAACUUCCUGUUACAUAUAACAAGAUAAAUGGCUUCAUCCUGAGGUAUAGUGGAGUAAAGUGGAAAUUUAUUCUUACAUAUAUAUUUUUUAAUUUGGUUGAGGUCACAGAAUUGACCAAUUCUCUACUCAUCUAAGUUAUGUUUUUAGAGUUCAGCAUAAAUAUCAAUUUAUAGCCUGCAUUUAAAAGUGAAUUUACAGCAACAUUAUAAGAAAACUGCUGUCUUUGAAAAUACCAAAACUGUAUACUUAUUAAACUUCAGCCUUUUAAUCAGACCUUAAUUCAGUUAUGGGUUUCAUUUGACUAUAACAGGUCAAUGUUUGCUGUGUGAAAGUUCUGUGGGGUUAAGGCUUCUGGGCUUUGUGUGUUCUGGGUUAAGGCUGGAAAUGCGGCUCCUUGUAAUGAUGCUCACUGGCUCUUAGCUCUCUCCAGCGUUGAUUGGCUCCCUUCUCUGGCAAGCACUCGGAUGAUUGGCUCCCAUCUACUCACUGCUUGUGCUGGGAGGGGUGCUGCUGAGCGAAGCUGCUUUCCUUGCCUUACUCUGUUCCUUUUCAUUCAUAAUUUGUACAGAAAAUUUGUCCAAAGAUUUUUCAGACUUUGCUUGUAGUACCCAAUAAGAAUUCCAAAGCUGUGUGUCUCCUUUCUGUCUAUUCUCCCUCUACUUCUGAUGUACCAUGAAUUUGGGAAAUGCUUUUUAGGCAAUUAGAACUCAGCCAGCAUAUAACUUUAUAUAUGGAGUGCUUAAAUUUUUUUGUUGUUUUUUAUUAUUUCUAGACCCAUAAGGCCUCACUUUUUUGUUUAAUGUGGUAUUUUAGAAGUCUUUAAAAUCAUAAUUUACUCUAAUGCGUGGAAGAACUUAUAUAGUACAUAAAAGAACCAUUUUAUGUGAUGGACAAAUAUAAUUAAAAUCGUGGAAAGAAUGAGAAAUUCUAAGAAACUUCAGGUUUGUCAAUAUAUUCUUGUAUGAUGUAUCUUACACUGGGAUACUUUUUAAUAUAGAUUUCACUCCUUUGGCCAUUAUAAAAUGACUAGACUUUUCCUUAACACAGGGGUUUUUAACCUGGAUUCUCAAACUCUUGGAAGGUCUAUGUGAAAUGGUGGGUUUGCGUGCCGGUGCAUUUGCUUGAUGUUUUUCUGAGGAAGAUCCAUAGUUACUAGAUUGAUAAAGAGUUGGUGGCAUUCUCCCUCUCCAAGAGGCUUCAAAUGGCUGAAGCAUGACAGCUUCGAAAUGCCUUGCACCCCUGGAGGAAAUAGAGUCCUGCCCUGACUUUUAGUUCUGGGAUGUGAAUUGCUCUCUUAUUUUCUCAAAGAUUGCAGUGGAGAAUGUUUUGAUAAACAAUGAUUUCCUUCUCAAGCUCCCAUUUGUUUCUUCAGGUUGCUCUGUGGUACAUUUUCCCCUUUAUUUCAACAGAUCAUUGAUUAACUAUUAGUGCUCUGUAAGGUGACUUGAGCUAGGUCUUGAGGGACUGCAGUCCUGUGCAGGAUUGGUCCACAUUACUUGUGUCAGGUCAGCCCUUGAUACAUACUCUGCAGCCACAGCAGUCCACACUCAUACCAUUACUCAUCUCAGCAGCUGCUCUGAUAGUGGGAACUACUGAUAUGUCAGCUCUAAAAUGUAAACUGAUUGGAAGGGAGACUUAAAAAAAUAAAAACAAAACACUAGAAAAAGACAUACUGAUCAUAUUCUAUUUUAUGCAUGUAUGUGCUGUUGUCUCAGCCUCCUGAAAACCAAGGUAUGUGCUUCUUUGAAGGAAGCAACAUUAGUGCAUUCUUGUCUCUGCAUACUUGUACUGACAUAGUUUAUUUGUAUGAUAUUCCAGCUACCUUCAAAACUGCCAGAACUGCCUUCUGCUUUGGCACAGGUUCAUAGGGAGGUACGGCCAGAGAGGAAUUGCUGCAAAAAGCCCAGAGAAAGGAAGGCAUUAUAGGAGUUUUGAAAUCCCACAAAAUUGAUCACUGUUGUUUGUAAGGUUUUAGAUUUUCUUUUUCUUUCUUGUUUUGAUCAUGAAGUUUUCUCAAAUCUAUUUAAUUGGCAUAAAAGAUGAAAACAUAAUAACAAUAAUGUAUAUCUAUGCAAUAGCCAAAGUCAGAUAUCUGGUGAUAAACCAGUACAUCUGCUCUUAGUAAAUGUCUCUCUCCCUUGCUGAAUGAACACUUGCCCUGCUUCCUGAGGUUGAAAAGUGGCUGUAAUGUGUGCAGGCACUCACACAUACACAUACAUGUGAGUAAAUCAGACAUUGUA
Messenger RNA from Mus pahari (shrew mouse), 5666 nucleotides. RefSeq names its product CCR4-NOT transcription complex subunit 4 (gene Cnot4). The record is from RefSeq and is a predicted model, not a curated record. The transcript is spliced from 11 exons. Gene Ontology annotation, cellular component: CCR4-NOT complex. Bases 324 to 2051 code for a protein of 575 amino acids. Gene Ontology annotation, biological process: protein ubiquitination. NCBI's taxonomy places the organism in Eukaryota, Metazoa, Chordata, Mammalia, Rodentia, Muridae. Gene Ontology annotation, molecular function: RNA binding; ubiquitin-protein transferase activity; metal ion binding.